UUAAAGACUGUCGAGAGUUUGGUUCCCCUUUGACAUCAGGACCGACGUGUCCUCGUCAGCAUAGCAGCACUCAAACUGCACUGAAUCACACGGGAGGGACCUGAACUGUUCCGAGGCCAGGUUCAAAGAGCAAACUAAGAAAAGUAGUGACAGCGGAAGCACAAUUAUACACACAAUGUACGUGAACUCUCCUGGAGCUGAGAGUGGAUCAUAUUCACUGACCUUCCUGGGAAAGAAAGUCGGGAGACAUCACUCUGUGGCUCCUGCAGGCAAGCAACGUGCCUGGGAGACACCAAACAUGUCCACCGGCCCUGAGGACCCUCUGGUGUCCUCACGGGCCACACGGGCCCCAGUGGCCCCACAUGUGCUGGAGGUUUUACCAGGCAGCGUACCAGAGCUGAAGGACGAGAGGCCAUGUCCAAUAAUCCACAACACACAGUUUCCCCAGUAUGAUGACAACACAGCAGGUGUUUCUGGGAGGAAAGUAACAGCAUGACGACACGCCCACAUUCCUGUAUGACGAAACACAGGGGGGAGAGGGUGGGAUGAGACAAGAGAGUUAUUAAAUAUUCAGAGGAACCUUGUCAGGAUUUCAGAAAAACUUGACAACAGUCAUGGAUUAAUUUGAAAAUGAAAAAUA
Molecule: messenger RNA, 640 nt
Organism: Hippoglossus stenolepis (Pacific halibut)
Lineage: Eukaryota; Metazoa; Chordata; Actinopteri; Pleuronectiformes; Pleuronectidae
Gene: kifl
Exons: 4
Coding region: 176-496 (106 amino acids)
Source: RefSeq, a predicted model, not a curated record